UGGAAACUUCCAACUAUCCAGCGGGUAUAUAUAAUGCCUGUCUCUAAGAAAUGAAUAGUUGUUUCAGGAUUUGGAUGCGUAUCCGUGUAAUCUGUAAACCUGUGGCCCGCAUUCAGGUACAAAACAAAUGGCUACUGCAGGGAACGUGUACACAGGUUUCAAUCCAGAUGAAGAACUUCGCAUAGUUCUGAUUGGAACGACAGGAAGUGGGAAAAGCUCAUCGGCAAACACUAUCCUGAGACAGGAGGUUUUCAAGACAGACCUCUCACCAUGCUCAGUGACAUCAGAGUGCAGUAAGGCCAGAGGAGUGGUGAAAGGAUGCAGGCUUGCAGUGAUUGACACACCGGGAAUAUUUGACACAAAGUACAAAGAAGAAGAGGUGUUCAGAAAACUGUAUGAAUGCAUCUCUCUCUCUGCUCCUGGUCCCCACGUGUUCCUGAUCGUGAUCCGGUUGAGCAGAUUCACAGUCCAGGAACAGAAAACCGUGGAGUUCCUGCGUCAGGUGUUCGGUGACAAAGUCGCAGCCUACUCCAUGGUCCUCUUCACGUAUGGCGAGGAGCUGCGAAACACAACAAUCGAAGCUUUUGUUAGUAAGUGUGGAAAACUAAGCAGCCUGGUUGCAGACUGUCACCAGCGGUAUCAUGUAUUCAGUAAUACAGUUCCAGAUAACAGGCAGGUGCUCCAGUUGCUUGUGAAGAUAAAAGGCAUUAUCAGAGACAACAGAGGAACAUGUUACACAAAUGCAAUGUUCCAGGAGGCUGAGAGAGCGAUCCAGGAACGUGCAAUGAAGAUCAUGAAGUAUAACGAAAAGCAGAAACUCAGAGAAGAAGAAAAACUGAGGGCCUCGCUUGAAGGAGAACAACUGAAGGAAGGGCUUAAGGGGCUCGAUGAACAAUAUAAAAUAAAAUCAAGAGAAAAGGCAGAGAAGAAAAACAAAUUCAUUGAAACUGGUAUGAUUGCACCAACGGCUGAAGUGGGUAUGGCAAUCGGCGUCGGUGUGUUAGCAGCUGGAGGUCCACUUUGCAUGGCCGUUGGAGCAGUGACAGGUGGAGUUGUUGGGGCUGCCGUGGGAGCUUUUGCACCAGUGGCAGCAAAAGCUCUGAAAAACAAGUGCUCUGUACAAUAAAACAGAUUACAUAAACUAUAAUGACUGUUACUUGGUAAGCAUGCCAAAGAACGGAAAAAACCAACGAAUUCAUGUAUGUACCUGGACCGUAUGUUCUCUAGGCUCCUUUAUAAUAUACCACAAAAUAUUUUAGCUUUUUUUAUUAGUUUUUAUCGUUUCCGAUUUAAAACCAACAGACAACUUAUAAGCACAUUAAGACUAUUUGCUCUAUAAUUAUAGUUGGACAAGCAGCAAAAGACACAGUGACACUUACAAUCAGACAGGUUUGACUCAGUUAACAGCUUAAAACCGCUACAACAGGUUUGUUGAAAGGCGGAGUCCGUCUGUCAUUAGAAUCAAAAACAUUAUAAAUGGUGGAACGGAGACGGUAGCAACAGUUUGAUAUCUAGCUAAAAUUAGUUAAUAUUACUCAGUGUGCUAUUGCUGGGGGUCAAGCUGGUGGUGUUUGUUUUCAUAUAAACCUCUGGAAACAUUAACUCCACCUUUAAUUGCCAUUGGGUAUGACGGGGCUUUCCGCUUCUUUCGCUGUCCUCAACAUGAACUGUUACGUGCAUGUAACCACAGCACAAUCAAACGCGAUUAGUCUCAGACACCAAACGGAAAAAUUCCCUACUGAGAUCUUAUGAACAGACAUUCUGUACAUUCAUAGGCAGACACCAAACCACAUCUAAAGGCAGGGUGUCAGAUUGACAGCAAGUUACUUUCUACCGAAUGCAUCUCUGGGUAUGUGCAAACACGCAAAACUGUGCUUGUGUCAAAUAUUGCAUAUUUAAUCCCCUUUAAGAGAAUCUGUUGUUGAUCAAUAUACUUAUUUUUCUGUAGUUUAUGAAAGCUUUUGUACAUAUUUUUAUUCUGUGCAAAUUUAAAGUACUAACAUAGUUACAUUGUUAGGAAUCUUAAUAUAUGAAAAAAGAAAAAGGGCAUGGUGAAAUAAGACAGUCUUCUGUUAUGUGUGGAUUUAACAUGUAUGUGUGUGUGUGAAGCCUGUGGCGAGGCAGUAGUAGCCUUAUUUUUUACAAAGUGUCUUUAUGGCUACGCUCACAUCGAAGUGUUUUUUUCUAUAUAUGCCAAAUGGUGUUUUAGACAGAUGGGAAGUGGAUGUGUUGCGGAUAAUUGUGCACAAUAUGCAGGCGCACAGAAAAGCUGCAGGCGAAUUCAUCUCAGACCGAUAGUACUUCUGCAACAUAGAUGCAAACCAAGCACAAUAAUUAAUUUAUAAAUAUGUGUGGCGUACUUAUUAAAUGUGAUUUUAUGAAAUAAAAAUAUCACAGUUUGCUGUUCA
This is a messenger RNA of Mugil cephalus (flathead mullet), 2408 nucleotides long. Its product is annotated as GTPase IMAP family member 7-like. Lineage: Eukaryota; Metazoa; Chordata; Actinopteri; Mugiliformes; Mugilidae. Gene Ontology annotation, molecular function: GTP binding. The record is from RefSeq and is a predicted model, not a curated record. The coding region runs from base 128 to 1126 and encodes 332 amino acids. The transcript has 2 exons.